UGUCCGCUGUUGUCUCUGCAGUACUCGUCGGCCGGCUGUCUGCUGUCUCUGCACCACAGCGAGAAGCCCGACCACGAGGAGGUGUGUGAGUUCAGGCCGUACACCUGUCCGUGUCCCGGCGCCACCUGCAAGUGGCACGGCCCUCUGGAGGCCGUCAUGCCUCACCUGAUGCACGCGCACAAGUCCAUCACCACUCUGCAGGGCGAGGACAUCGUCUUCCUGGCGACGGACAUCAACCUGCCGGGCGCCGUGGACUGGGUGAUGAUGCAGUCGUGUUUCAGCCACCACUUCAUGCUGGUCCUGGAGAAGCAGGAGAAGUACGAGGGCCACCAGCAGUUCUUCGCCGUCGUGCUGCUCAUCGGCACCCGCAAGCAGGCCGAGAACUUCGCCUAUCGCCUGGAGCUCAACGGCAACCGGCGCCGGCUCACCUGGGAGGCCACGCCGCGCUCCAUUCACGACGGGGUGGCGGCCGCCAUCGUGAACAGCGACUGCCUGGUGUUUGACACCUCCAUCGCCCAUCUGUUCGCCGACAACGGCAACCUGGGGAUCAACGUCACCAUCUCCAUGUGCUGAGGGGAACGGAGACGCCGACAUGACGCCGGAGCAGACCGGGAGGUGCUGACAUCACUUCCUGUCUGUGUUUACAGUUUUACUUGCAGAGAGGAAACUUCUCGAACAGCAGCGGCAGGCGGAGGCCGGCGCCGCGCCCUGUGACGUCUGCGACGAACGACGGGACAGAACGGGUCGUCCCUCAGCUAGCGGAGAGCGCCACGUCUUUGUCCUCAUCAGGCCUGCUGCUGAGACCGCCGCCCAUCCCGGCGGGACGCUGAGAGCGAGAGACUUCACCGCAGCAGCGUGAAGAAUUUAGCCCCUUAUCAGUGAGCGGGACGCUAACCGACGACGUUUUACUUAGAAAAAAGUCAGUUUUAUUUCUAAAGUCUGACAUCAGAAAUCACGAUCUGCUUUUCAGCAGACGACAUCCCGCUGUCUGCACAUCGUCACCACGCAUCAGGAAAAACCCCGAAAAACCUCGAACAGGGAAAAAUGGCAGAAACAUCAAGAAGAGCGGCGGAGGAGGGAACUCAAGAAGUCACUGAGAGCUCCGCCUCCCGCAAAAAAUGUCCGAAUUCAUCGAGAACACACAGAACAACACAACGGACGCACGUAAAACAACAACGUGGAAAGUUUGCUGACCGGUUCAGCAAGUCGCUUCUGUCGCGUUAAAGCCGCGUUAUAUUUCACUUUAAUCCAACUUUGACAUUUUUAGUCCUCAAUGUCAAGAUUUCCUUGUGGCGUCAAAAAUGGCAUCAAAUACAGAUAUUUGUUAUUGUGGUGUUGCAUCGAAGUUUAAAGUUACAGUCGACGUGAAAAUUAAUUGCACGAAAACCAAAAACUCAGCACGUCUCAAUGAUGCUGUUUUUACCGACCGUCCAACAGCAACGAGCUGAGAAGGGGACAUUUGUCCACCUGCCGCGGAGGACUCGGACAUACUUCAUCAAUAAUCCAUUCUCCGCCGGUGCGUGUGAACGUACUGACUGUGAACGUCUGCUGCUUAUAUGAGAAAAACUGGAGCACCGAAAUCCUAAAGUGGGUUUCAUGUUAUAACAGGUUUUGCCCACCAGAGGGCGCUGAUGAGUGUCUGAGUGUCUGCUGCCUCACACGAACACUCGACGCUUUCACUGAAGAAGACGAACUUUCAAUGUCAGAAUGAGAUCAGGAAAGUUUUGUUAAAAUUGUAAGCAGCAUUGUAAAUCUGCAGCCAAUCUCUGCAGCCCGUCUCUGCAGCCCGUCUCUGCAGCUCGUCUCUGCAGCCAAUCUCUGCAGCCCGUCUCUGCAGCCAAUCUCUGCAGCCCGUCUCUGCAGCCCGUCUCUGCAGCCCGUCUCUGCAGCUCGUCUCUGCAGCCCGUCUCUGCAGCUCGUCUCUGCAGCUCGUGUCUCAUGUUUCGGCAGUCGCUGUGUGCCCUCUUUGGGACUCUGAUGGGUGAAAUCUGCCGUAAUCCUCAGACGUUCUUUAAUCUCAGAUAAAAGCAGUGAAAUGGAGGAAUAAUCCUGCGACUGCUCGUCCUCAGUUCAGCCGCCUGCGCCUUACUUUCCACCGCCAGCCUCUACUUCCUGUUCCGGCAGGGAAACUCUGAUAGCAGAGAUCUGUAUUCAUACCAAACCGUCCGAAGCCACGGGGACUCGAUGGACGGACGUUGUCUCUCCCAACAGUCCCGGUGUUUCGACCUCAGCAGCAGCCGACCGGCUUCAGCAGACACCUCAGACACUCGGACGCAGAGCUGCGACUCGUCUGCAGCCGAGCCUCAGACUCGUCAGACUCGUCAGACUCGUCAGACCUCGGCGCUGCUUCCUCCGUAAAUAAAAACUCUCUCAGACGCUUUCUGCUGAAAACUUUUAUAAACUCUUAUAAGCUUUUAUAAACUCCGAACGUUCUGGAACAAAAGACUCAAACUGAAACCGAAAUAUUUCAGCUCGAUGAAAAACCGAACGUCCUCUGAGGAUCAGAGAAGAGUUCAUUUUACUGGCCUGUGAUUCCAGGAUCAUUUUCAAAAACUUUCCAGGGAAUAUUUAUUUUAUCUGUCCGCAGAGCUGUCUCUGAAGAGUCUCUCUGAACUCCAUUUUUAUUCUUAAAAAGCAAACUUUAAAGAAAACAUUUUUCAGAAAACAUUUCAGCUUUUCUUUUUUCUUCCAAAAUUUUUCGGUCUUUUCUUUCCUCUAAAAUUUUUGGGUGGUUUGAAGACUUUUUCUUGAUACUUACUUUCAAGAAAAUGUCUUACUUACUUUCGUGAUUUCUCUUUCUUUUCUUGCCUUUGAAAGAUUAAUGCGGCCCUGUGGGUUUGGAGGAUAUGAAUGAUAUCGUUGGAUUUUUAAACAGUCCAAAAUUAUUGGACAUUUACGACCGCUGUUCUUCUCUCAGUUAGCUGCUAACUGCACUCGGCUGCUUUUUAAAUCUGCGGCACGCGGCAUUCAACGUGACGCCGCAUCGUGUUGAAGCAGAACGCCGCGAUGUUUCCGCCUCCAACAGGAAGCAUAAAAGCUGUCAGUCUCAUUUCCUGCUGGAAAACACGAGUUUCCAAAAAUAAAUAUGAGUUACCGAAAUGUGUCUUUGAGUAUUUAGGCUUUUUUUGUUGUUGUUGUUGUUGUUGUUGUUAUUUAAUUUACUUGGAAAAAAAUAAAUUGUUAUUUUGCUGUUAUUUAUGCUUUCUGUGCAGAGUACACAGUAGAAGUAGAAGUACACAGUAGAAGUACGCAGUAGAAGUACACAGUGCUGAUUCUGACUACAGACGGAAAAAGUGUUGUGAUAUUUUAUAGAUAUUGUCGUUCAGUUUUAAAUGUUCCGUCUGUUAUUCAGAUAAUCGUGAUAUUUAAUUUUGGUUCAGUGAAUAACAAACAAACCGAUCAUCUCUUCACUGUCCAACCUGAGGUCCACGUUUUACUGGACACGUCGGGACAUCUGUGUUCGGAAAGAUCUGCUUCGCUUUGAUCCAAAAAAGUCAAACAGGAAGUCUGUUAACGUGAGACUGAAGGAGGGACGACAACUACGACUCCCAGGGUGCUUUUCACCAUCAAACAUCCAAUCGCAGCCUCAGAGGAUGAGUGCUGCUAACGUUAAAACAUUCAGCAGGAUCUGAAUAACUAACAUCUCCAUAGCAACUGCAGCUGGGGCUCAUGGGUAUUGUAGUAUUCAGAGCUGUACACAAAAAUGAUUUAAAAUACAAAUAUACAUUAAAACCACA
This is a messenger RNA of Plectropomus leopardus (leopard coralgrouper), 3737 nucleotides long. Lineage: Eukaryota; Metazoa; Chordata; Actinopteri; Perciformes; Serranidae. The record is from RefSeq and is a predicted model, not a curated record.